This is a messenger RNA of Dichotomopilus funicola, 978 nucleotides long. RefSeq lists its product as uncharacterized. Bases 1 to 978 code for a protein of 325 amino acids. NCBI's taxonomy places the organism in Eukaryota, Fungi, Ascomycota, Sordariomycetes, Sordariales, Chaetomiaceae. The record is from RefSeq and is a predicted model, not a curated record. The transcript is spliced from 3 exons.
AUGCGCACUCCAACACUCGCGAUACCAGCCGCCGCAUGGCUCCUCCUCUUGGGGACAGCAUCAGCAGUGCCCGCUCCACCACUAGAAGAACUCCCAACAACCGCCGACCCAGCCGCGCCCUGGGUCACCGUCGAUGAGGCCGGGGCCACCCAGACCGUGACGCCCUGCCGCAACUCGGACGGCCCGUUCAAGCCCUUUUGUCUGCCCAAACAUCACGAUGUGUACUUUGCCGGGUCAACACACUAUGUAACCUGGGACACAACCUUCUUCGCCGACCAAAACACCACCCUCAAAGUCCUCGGCUUCUACACCAACACCUCCGCCCCGACCACCCACCCCCCCACCGACCACGAAGCCCCCGACGCAAGCCAAGAAGAAGAAGAAGCCUUCUCCUCCGACACCACCUCCGCCGCCUGGGGUUUCUACCGCUGGCACCUCGACGGCGGCGCACUCCUCUCCAACCCGGGCUUCGAAUCCGCCAACAUCACCCUCCGCAUCGCGGCCCUCCCCUCCGACGGCCGCGCAGCCUCCUGGUACGACGGUCCGACCAUCUCUGUGCAAUGGAAGCCGCGGCCGCCGAAGGAGAAGCCGGGGCACGUCCCGACCCGCGCCGAUGACCAGGUCUUGUAUGUUGCGCUGCCGCUGGUGUUUGGGUUUGCUGCGGUCAUGAUUGCGGGGACGUUUUGCUGGAACAGGCAGCUGCGGAAGAUUGCUAUUGCUAGUGCUAUGGGCCGGAGUAAUACGGCGGGGGGGUCGAGGCGGUUGAAUGCUGCGAGUCGGGUGGGUGUGGGCGCGAGUCGGAAGGAUCGGGCGAGGAAUCGGGACCAGGAGCAAGGGGUGCGGUUGAUGGAGCGGGGUGGUGGGGGGAGUAGUGAUGAUGAGGAUGGAUGGAGGGGGGGUAAUGCGUGGGGGGAUGAUGCGGCUUCGUCGGGGGCGGCGGGGAGAGUGUUUGAUCGAGUGGAUCGGAAGAGGAUGUAA